AUCUAUUUGCGAAUCUUUCCAGAAAAGUGCAAAAAACCGGUUUUGAGGGCUAAUUCUUGUCAAGUUGUUUGGUACUUGAAGAUAACCAAAUAUACCUUCUAUUAGAUUAAAUACUUCCUCUUAACCAUCCUAUUUGAUCAAGACAUUUCAGUCAUCACGACAUCAGGAAAAUAAAGUUGGACCCUUUUGAAAUAUUUGACACCUCAACAAGAACAUCCUGCUUAAACCCAACCGUCACUUUGAUUGCUCAUCAAAGUCAACUAGAAGAUAUCCGACUUUUUGAAACCAUUUUACAAGUUCUUUUAGUCAGAAAAAUAAAGGAUUCCCUAAAUAAACAAAAGGAAAAAUAAACUGAUCGACGUUGGAUAUUGGAGUAAAAAAUCCGUAUUUUUUUAUUCCGUGUAAUUUCAUUUUUAUUGAACAUUUGAGAACCGACAAAUUGUAGUCCGGAAACAGUCGACGAAUCAGACGUCAGAACUACUUGUCAAGUAUCUAAGAUGACUGACCAAUCAGAGUAGAGUAUUUGUUUAAACAAACAGAGAAUCAGAGAAAGAGAGACAGGCACUUGAGUGGAUCUUCAAAUUGAAAACAAACAGAUCAAUAUCACAUUUACUCAACUGUUAAAAAUCUGUCCAAAUUGCUCAAAAACAGCAAAAAAAUUCCAAAACUUUUAAAAAACUACUUGGAAAACGACUUGGAAACUACUGCUUGUUUCAGUUUCCAGCUUGUCAUGGAAUUAUAACUAGUAAAACCUCUUAAAUAUCUAGAUAAAAAGCUCCAAUUCUUAACAUUCUUCAGUUCUUACUAUUUUACAAUUUUAUCAACAGCCAGAAGAGAAAACUGCAGAGAUGACUCCUGCUCCAACAAUCGAAUCGCAACGAAGUCCAAUCUCGACCAAGAGUUCCAGUUUCUCGAUGAGCUCGAUCUUGUCCCAGCCGACUCACAACCCAAAUGUUUUUACCCUUCCUGGUCACGCAGUCAUGAAUGGCACCACCCUCAUAGCCCCUCCCCACAAACUGGACCAACUGACAGCGGGAUCCAUGCACGGAGCCUACGGACCCACCGACUACUUCGGAAGACCUCUGGGUCUCCAUCCGGCAUUCGAGCCAGAACCAAUCCCCCAGGACAACCCAAAAAUCACUUUGGAAGGUGCAGAACUGUGGAAUGAUUUCCACAAGUUGAACACGGAAAUGGUCAUUACAAAGUCAGGACGACGAAUGUUUCCGUCUCUGAAAACGCGCAUCAGUGGUCUGGACAAGCGGGCCAAAUACAUCCUACUCUUAGACGUGAUCCCCUCUGACGACUGUCGCUACAAGUUCCACAACUCCCGCUGGAUGGUAGCUGGCAAGAGCGACCCGGAGAUGCCGAAGAGAAUGUACAUCCACCCGGAUUCCCCCGCCACCGGCGAACAGUGGAUGUCCAAGUCCAUCUCGUUCCACAAACUCAAACUCACAAACAACAUCUCGGACAGAAACGGAUUCACGAUUCUGAACUCCAUGCACAAAUACCAGCCGAGGUUCCAUCUUGUAUGUGCCAGUGACAUCAUGAAACUGCAGUAUGCCACCUUCAGGACUUUCGUCUACCCCGAGACACAAUUCAUAGCAGUCACCGCAUAUCAGAAUGACAAGAUAACUCAGCUCAAAAUCAACCACAACCCAUUUGCGAAAGGCUUCCGAGAAAAUGGUGGAGGAAAGUCAUCCAAAAAAGGUAAAUCGGAAUCACUUGAUGGUGAUGGAAAAAACGACGACAGUGACGAAGAAAUUGACGUGCUGACGUCACCUGUCGACACUUCAUCUCACCCCCUAGACUCCUCAAUCAACUCGCCCAAUACCCUACCUGUGAAGUCCCCCCUAUCAGACUGUGAAAAGAGCCUCAGUCACGAGAAGACCUCGUCCUCAAUCUCUCCUGGAUCGUCCUCGACAACUUCGGAUGUUGUCAAGGAUCCGGAAACGCGACGGUGUGAGAACGUGGAAAUGGAAGCAGUCCAUAAUCACGAGAUGCCGCCGCAGUCCUUAUCUGAUGAGGGAUUAGGGAGAGAGGCGAGUGUUAAGGUUGAUCAAAUGGGUUCUACUAAACACCCAGUCGCAGUGUCUGGCGGCGGGCGGGGAGAUGUGGGCCGGACGGGGGCGCCAGACAACCUGUCUCCGACCAGUGCGACUACAAUAGAGCAAAAUGCUAAAUCAAAGACAACCCCGAACCAGUCGGAAAAUCACCGAAAGAGACCCUCAGACAACAUGUCGCCACCCUCUUCCAAUUCGAAAUGCACCUCAAUUUCACCACCAGUAUCAAAACACAUGAAGUUUCACUCCCCUUCAUACACGCCAGUGCAACAAACCACAAACCGCCAGCCUGAUUUCGGCAUGAGUGCACCGAACGUUACUGUAACGCCUCAGAACUCCCUCUUCCAGGACCAGAGUCCGAUUCGAGGCAUGCCCGGGAACCCGCAUUUCAAUCCUCAGAUCCCAGUCUCACUUAUGAUGCAAAGAGGCUUGAACCAACUGCCAGGAGGUAUCAACCACUCGGAAAUCAGUAGCAUUCUGGCUUCUGCAGCCAGCCGAGCUCAGGGAUUCGAACAGACCAACUUGGCAUCUCAGUUGCAGGGGUUCUUGCAGAGACCUCAGAACCCACCUGGACAUGGGGGCUUGGGAGUCGGAGGGCACCAGUUGCCGCAACUUUCGCCCGCAGCUGCAGCAGCCGCGGCGGCAUUCGGAGCUCCAGGGAACGCCAACAACAAUGUUUUCGAUCCUCAUAACUCGUUUUUGAUGAGAUCGGCUAUGUUGCAGCAGUUGUACCAGCGAGUCGCAUCUACGAAUAGCUUCGUUGAUCCACGAAACCAAGUACCCACUUCGCUGUCACAUUCUCCCAAUGGCAUCCAACAAAUUUCGCCCAAUUCGAUUUUCCAAAAUCCGUAUUUGCCCAGCCAUGUUUCACAGGCGGCUUUGAACAACAAGCUUUCUGAGUUUUCUCCGACUGGAAAAAUUCCAACAUCUUUGAUGGAGAGCGAAUUUCUUUUCAAAAGUUUAGGAAUUCCCCAGAAAACUUCACCGACAGUUGCAAAUGAGUCAGAAAUGGUCCAAAAACUGAAAGAGUUUAGAAGCUGAGUCUUCAGACUUUGUAAAUUUUCAGACACUUUCAACAAUCGGUGCUUAGCAAUUCAACGCAAUUAGAAUAUUUUUUCGACAUUUCACUCAAAACUUCGAAAAUUUACUCAAUCAAACUCGCAAAUACAACGUAUUUAAUGUUUUGACAAUCCUAGAUGUUCGUUUAUAUACUUUGGAGUUAUAUAAUUUGUAGAUAUAUCAUAUAAUAUGGAGUCUAUUUUUGUUCUAUUUAAA
Molecule: messenger RNA, 3335 nt
Organism: Symsagittifera roscoffensis
Lineage: Eukaryota; Metazoa; Xenacoelomorpha; Acoela; Convolutidae
Product: T-box transcription factor TBX2b-like
Exons: 7
Coding region: 849-3101 (750 amino acids)
Biological process (GO): positive regulation of DNA-templated transcription; cell fate specification; regulation of transcription by RNA polymerase II
Cellular component (GO): nucleus
Molecular function (GO): RNA polymerase II cis-regulatory region sequence-specific DNA binding; DNA-binding transcription factor activity, RNA polymerase II-specific
Source: RefSeq, a predicted model, not a curated record